CCCGCCCCAGACGCCGCGCCCGCCGCGGCGACGGAAGAACCCCCCGCCGCGGAGACGCCCGCGCCCGCGCCCGCGCCCGCGCCCGCGGCGGACGACGCCGCGCCGGUCGCCGCGAGCGAGAUCGACGCCGCCGCGGACGCGCUCGAGAAGGUGGGCGUGUCCCCGCCCGCGGAUCCGGACGCGCCGGACGCGCCGGACCUCGCGCUGAAGUCGGACGUGCUCGUGGAGGAGCCGGAGACGGAGGUGGUGAAGACGGUCGUGUCGGACACGCCGUACGCGAGCGCGAAGUCGUUCGAGGAGCUCGGCCUGAGCGAGGAGCUCCUGCGGGGGUUAUACAGCGAGAUGAAGUUCGAGCGCCCGUCGAAGAUCCAAGGCGAGACGCUUCCGAUGAUUCUCACGCCGCCGUACCGUAACCUGAUCGCGCAAGCGCACAACGGUUCCGGGAAGACGACGUGCUUCACGCUCGGCAUGCUCUCCCGCGUGGACCCGACGAGCCAGUCCCCGCAGGCGUUGUGCAUCUGUCCGACGCGCGAGCUCGCGAUUCAAAACGUCAACGUCAUGGAAAAGAUGGGCAAGUACGCGAACAUCUCGAUCGCGUACACCGCGGACCCGCGGUGGACCGAGCGCGCGAGUCGACGGGAUAAGAUCGUCGACCAGGUCGUGAUCGGGACGCCCGGUAAGGUGUUGGGGUGGAUGCGCGAGAAACAGCUCAACUGCGCGGGGAUGAAAAUCUUGGUCUUCGACGAGGCGGACCAGAUGAUGGACACGGACGGCCACCGCGUGGACUCGCUGAAGAUCAUGAAGCACCUCAAGACGAGCACGAAGCAGAUGCCGCAGGUGUUGCUGUUCUCCGCGACGUUCUCCGAGCGCGUGAAGGACUUCAGCACGAAAGUGGUGCCGAACGCGAACCAGAUCUUCCUUCCGGCGCACGAGCUCUCGUUGGACGUGAUCAAGCAGUACCGCGUCAACGUCACGUCCACGGACGCGAAGGAGGUUUUACUCAAGGAGAAAAUCUUCCCGCUGUGCGAUAAGAUCGGCCAGACGAUCAUCUUCGUUCGGACGCGCGAGGGGUGCAAGCGUUUGAUGCGCGCGAUGAACGCGGCCGGGUACAAGUGCACCGCGAUCGAGGGCGGGAUGGAUCACGCCGAUCGCGACCGCGUCGUGAAGGAGUUUAGGGACGGCCUGACGAAGAUUCUCAUCUCCACGGACGUCCUCUCUCGCGGUUUGGACGUCAGCACGGUGACGCUGGUCAUCAACUACGACAUGCCCGUGGAGCACAGCAACCCGAGGCAGCCAAACUUCGAGACGUAUCUGCACAGGAUCGGCAGAAGCGGUCGGUUCGGGAAGAAGGGCGCGGCGUUUAACCUCCUCCUCGGCGCGGACGAGAAAGCCGUCUUGGACUCGAUCGCGGAUCACUUCGAUCACCCGGUGCCGGAGGUGAAGUUCGAGGACGACGACGCGUUCGAGAAAGUUCUGGAGGAGGCGGGGUUGAUGUCCAAGGAGGAUUAAACGAACGGCGGUGGACGGACGCGGCGCGGCUGGACGAGAGCGACCUACUAAACGUUUUAGGAAUGACGAUGAGGAGCGAACCCCCAUAGAUCU
Messenger RNA from Micromonas pusilla CCMP1545, 1602 nucleotides. RefSeq lists its product as uncharacterized. The transcript has a single exon. Lineage: Eukaryota; Viridiplantae; Chlorophyta; Mamiellophyceae; Mamiellales; Mamiellaceae. The coding region runs from base 343 to 1509 and encodes 388 amino acids. Gene Ontology annotation, molecular function: RNA helicase activity; RNA binding; ATP binding. Gene Ontology annotation, cellular component: nucleus; cytoplasmic stress granule. Gene Ontology annotation, biological process: poly(A)+ mRNA export from nucleus. The record is from RefSeq and is a predicted model, not a curated record.